AUGCGAGAGACGGACUGGAAAGCUGAGGCCCGGCUCACGGUUCGGCGUGCCGUGCCAACGCAGAAGCGAAUCCCCGUUGUGAGCUCAGAAGCCUGCAAGCCAUGGAAGCCAUUACGGCAGUUUCUCCUGUGGAAGGUCGUCAAUCUGGCUGGCCAGAAGAUCGGUGUCGGCCUUACAUUAGCCUCCGAGAAGGAAGAGCUGCAGCUGCGAACGUUUAGCCGAGAAACGGCCAACUACUGCGUCCACCAGGCGCACACGAUCUACAAGUACCAGCAGCUGCCCUUUACGGCAUUCAUCAAGCGUCGAAGCGACAUGAAGAAAGGAAAGAAGCUUUGGAAGAACAAAGGCGUAGGCAAAGCCCGCAUGGGCACAAUAUACAGCCCCCUCUGGGGCAAGUCGGCGACCAACAAGAAUCGGCACGGCCUGGACGACCGCAAGAAGAAGUUCCUUCCUAGGUUGUUCCACUGCAAGGCCAUCUCCACCGUUUUGCAAAGCAAGUGGAGGUGCAUGAAAAUCGUGGAGGGCUUGGAGGACCACUUUGAGGAGCCCCGGUAUUACGAGCUGAGCGACAUGGUGAAAGCCUGGACUGGCAUGAAACCGGGCAUCAAGCAGACGCUGAUGAUCACUCGCAGCGGCUAUGGUGAGGAGCACAAGUAUUGGUGCCUUCCGACCAAGGCGAGCUUCAGGAGUCCGCUGUACAUGGCCGGGCGCCUGAUUGAGAAUUUCUCCAUGCGACGCCCUCGCGAUAUGGAUCCGGACAGCGACGGGCUGCACCAAGCCUUGCUGGGCAGAAGAGUCAUCAUCUCCCGCGAGGCCUUCUUCGAUCUUAAGGCGAAGUUCGAUGCACAUAAUGGGUGGGCUUUCAAGAGCCCCAAGAAGAUCCUGGUCGAGCAGAUGCAGGAUCUGGUGAAGGAGUACCCCUACGACCGCGAGGCAGAGUUCGAGGCUGCGCGCGAGGUGCCGAAGAAGCUGGCAGAACGCGAGUUCUGGGCCAAGAAGGGGCUCUUUAUCGUUGAAGCGAUUACCUCUGCGGUCCUGGGAAAGAAAGAGCAAAACAAGCCGGCUAGUGAGUUCUCGGCAGUGCCUAUCUGCGGAUUUCGGGCUUUUGGUCAUCCUGUGCUCAUCGUGACCACCGUGAUUGCAAAGCGCGGCGCCCGCGCCUCGUCCUGGCGGCUCUGGCCGCAGCGGCGCUGGUGGUGGCCAGGGAACCUGGGUCUCAUCGGGCUUUGCCAGCUGUCCAAAGCUGAGUCCACGAGCAGCAGCCAUGUGGACUAUCGCAUAAUUCUCGAUAUUUGCCGGAUACCUCGCUCCGAGGCUUUGCCUUUGCGGGUGGCCGCCCUGCGCUCUCCCCAGCGAAGGCCUCAGCUCUUCUCGCUCGAGCAGGUAGUGGACGUGGAUGUGGAGGAUGAAGAGGAUGAAGAGGAGCUGUCGAUUUCUGAGGAAGCUCAAUUGCUAUCAAUUGCUGUGACGGCUGUUGUGAUCUUUGCCUCUGCGGAACUUUGGUUCAGCAUCUCUUGGUACAACAAAACCAAGUACAAAGUCUUCUCCGACGGGAUGUAUGAAAUAGCCAAGACCGGCGAGACGGGCGAGUGGAGCAAGUAUUUCAAGAUGCCACAGAGCGAGGUGGAGAGGAGGAAGCCGAAGCUCAUGUUCGAGUACUUCAAGAAGAUCCGGAAGUGGCGAAGGAAGAUGGGCAUGUGCCGCUACCCUAACGGCCACCUCAAGUUCAUCGUCAUGAUGAAGGACCAUCCCUUCACCCGCGAGAUCUACGGGGAUAAGUACGCAGAUACGCCAAAGUGGAUCUACAACAAGGGCGAGGUGAAGCGAAAGGAGAUGGUCAAGCGCGCCCGCAAGCUGGAGUUGAUGCUCCGACGAGAGGACGAGGAGAGGCGCUUGGACAGGCUGCGGGAGAUGGGUGUCUGGACGGGCGAGCCAAGCUGGCACCGAGAUGCGGAGAGAGACAUGCGCUGGCGCCCACGUCAUGCGAAGGGGGCCUGGCGCUAG
Messenger RNA from Symbiodinium sp. CCMP2592, 2004 nucleotides. Lineage: Eukaryota; Dinophyceae; Suessiales; Symbiodiniaceae. The record is from the annotation of a GenBank genome assembly.